AUGUGUGUCAUUGCGACUCCUGCGAACAUAUGCACUCGCCGAGCUUAUAGCGCCCGUCUCAGCUCAGACCGGUCUGGGCGGAGAUCAGUACGACGACUGCCACCGGCGCCUCGGAAAGGCGGCGAUGGCGAGGACAUACCCCCCGCAGCAAACAAUCCCGAAAGUGUCGCCGUGACCCCAACGAUAGCUUCCGUCGUACCGGUUCGAAUCGGACCAUCACCCCCAGAUGCCGCCCUGUCAACAACUUCAAAGUCCUAUGCCCUGCUCUCCAACCCGGCGCUCGUUGUUACGAGGCAGAUAGAGCUCCUGAACGUUAUUAUUGGGUUCGAGCAGGGUAACAAGUACAAAGUCACGGAUUCAAAUGGGAAAGAUGUGGGGUUUAUUGCGGAGGAGGAGACGUCGUUUGGGGGCACCAUAAGCAGGCAGCUUUUGAGGACUCGACGUCCAUUUAAGGCGAUUGUGACGGAUAUGCAGGGGAAUGUCGUAUUGAAGGUGGAGCGACCAAUGAAAUGGCUCCUAAACAGUACGAUCACUAUCACCGAUGAGAAUGAUAACCACAUCGGGGAGGUCAAACAGGUCUGGCACCCAUGGCGGAGGAAGUACGAUCUGUUCCUCAAACAGAAGCAGGUGGCAUACAUCGAUGAGGGCUUUCUGGCCUGGGACUUCCAAAUUCGAGCGGCGGAUGGCUCUGUCAUGGCAGCCGUGAAUAGGAACUUCUCCGGAUUCGCUCGUGAGAUCUUCACGGACACGGGUGCUUAUGCUAUUCAUAUGGAUGAUGCGACGCACACACACGACGGCCUAUCUCUAGAUGUUCGUGCGCUGUUACUCUCAUGCGCCAUCAAUAUCGACAUCGAUUACUUCAGCAGGCAUUCAGGACAUGGAGCGGGGUUCAUGCCUAUUCCUAUGUUCGGCGGCUAUGGCAACUCCGAGUCGGGAAACCAGUCAAACGCCCCUGUACCUAGCAAUAUGCCAGAUAGUGGAGCCGUAGCGGGUGGAGUCGGGAGCGGCGUAUUCGGUUCCGUGAUGGGCGGCGGUUCCAGUGGCGCAGCAAAUCCUGGAGCCGACUCGGCCGGAUCAAUGCCCCCACCACCACCACCAGUUGCGCCGCAAGAUGGCGACACCAAUCAGUGGGGCGAGAGUCCUUGGGUGUCGGACGAGGAUUCGGGAGUCUCCAGUAACGUUGGGGACAUUUUUAGGGGAUUUUUCGAUGAUGAUUGA
Messenger RNA from Fimicolochytrium jonesii, 1218 nucleotides. Its product is annotated as Scramblase-domain-containing protein. Gene Ontology annotation, biological process: plasma membrane phospholipid scrambling. The coding region runs from base 1 to 1218 and encodes 405 amino acids. Lineage: Eukaryota; Fungi; Chytridiomycota; Chytridiomycetes; Spizellomycetales; Powellomycetaceae. The record is from RefSeq and is a predicted model, not a curated record. The transcript is spliced from 6 exons. Gene Ontology annotation, cellular component: plasma membrane. Gene Ontology annotation, molecular function: phospholipid scramblase activity.